Messenger RNA from Durusdinium trenchii, 1176 nucleotides. The record is from the annotation of a GenBank genome assembly. NCBI's taxonomy places the organism in Eukaryota, Dinophyceae, Suessiales, Symbiodiniaceae.
AUGAACUUGCCGCCAUUUGUGAAGGACAAAACCUUGCUGGAACAGGUCCUUGGCAUCGAGCGCCUUCGAGACGAAUACCGACGCUCGAGUGGAGGUACUGCUGUGGAGAUUGUGCUGGACUCAGGAGCUGACGGAAGCGUUUUGCCUCUGGAGUAUGCGACUGUUGGUGAGCCUGAUCGAGAGACAGGGCAAACUGCAUAUGAACGAUGCUGUGACCGGAUGUACACAGGCCGUGUUUGCAUGUUCGGAGAAACCGUCUUCGGAUAUUUGAAGACCAGCUUGAAAGGACGUGUUGUUGAUGAAGAGGCUGAAGCUGUUCGAAACGAUUUUCUGCAAGCCAAGUUGUUGCCUACCUUUGAGGGUGAGAAGAGUCACAACGUCUCCAAGGCGACCAAGGACUUGCAGUUCAACGACCUUGUGUGUGUUGAUACUUUUGAAGUUGAGUUGACGCAUAAGAAGAUGAAGUUCCUCGACAUCGUGGACAUUGGAACAAGAUACCAACUGUGUGCACCGUUGUGGAAAGGCAUUGGUGCGCAAGUCAUACAGGAGGUACUUGAACUUGCGUCGUGGUUGCCAGUGACAUGGAGAACUUGGAAGAGCAUUGUUCGAGAACGAGGAGAUGUUGAGAUGUCGCCAGUUGAUCCUUCACCUGAGUUGGAGGAAAACGCACAAGAAGACGCCAGCUUUGCCAAUGCCGAAUCCUUGAAGAGUCAGGGAGGCUACAUGGUGUGUGCCGUCGAGCCUAGCCUGAGGAGACUGGGAGAGUGGUCGAACCUUUCUCCACUGAGAUGGAGAAGCUACAAACAAGACCGGCAGGUUGCAUCGACCUUAGGAGCUGAAUUGAUGACCUUGUCUCGCACCAUUGCGGAGAGCAAGUGGAUCCGUUCUCUAUGGACUGAGGCAAUGGAGCCUGGAUACUCUUUGAAAGAGGAUCUCAUGUGGUGCAGUCGAACUCCAAUUACCAUUUCGGUGGACUCACGACCCGUCUUUGACCAUCUCAAUGGCCAGCUGAUGACUAUCAAAGACAAAAGAAUGGCCAUAGAAAUGCUCCUGGUGAAGCGAGAUGUUUUGAAGCAGAACGUGAAUGUGAAGUCUGGCAACGUUGUGAUUGAGACGACCUUCUUCGAUGGUGACUACCCCAUCAUGACCCAAAGGGUACGAAUAUGGUAUGUGUGA